This is a messenger RNA of Haliotis rubra (blacklip abalone), 474 nucleotides long. RefSeq lists its product as uncharacterized. The transcript has a single exon. Bases 1 to 474 code for a protein of 157 amino acids. NCBI's taxonomy places the organism in Eukaryota, Metazoa, Mollusca, Gastropoda, Lepetellida, Haliotidae. The record is from RefSeq and is a predicted model, not a curated record.
AUGGAGCCUGGUGGAGUGAAGCAUGGUGGAGCGGAGCAUGGUGGAGUGGAGUGUGGUGGAGCGGAGCAUGGUGGAGUGAAGCAUGGUGGAGUGGAGCAUGGUGGAGCGGAGCAUGGUGGAGGGGAGAGGCGUAUGGUAAAGUGGAGUGUGGUGCAUUGUAUGUGGUAUGGUGGUAGUGUGGGCAUGGUGGAGUGGAGCAUGGUAGUGUGGGGCAUGGUGGAGUGGAGCAUGGUGGUGUGGAGCAUGGAAGUGUGGGUGUGGUUGAGAGCGGAGCAUGGUGGAUGGAGCCUGGUGGAGUGGAAGCAUGGUAGAACGGAGCAUGGUGGAGGGGAGAGGCGUAUGGUAAAGUGGAGUGUGGUGGAUUGUAUGUGGUAUAGUGGUAGUGUGGAGCAUGGUGGAGUGGAGCAUGGUAGUGUGGGGCAUGGUGGAGUAAAGCAUGGUGGAGUGGACCAUGGUGGAGUGGAGCGUGGUUGA